UGGUUUGGCCCACUUCCGGUUCUUACGACAACAACGUUUUGCACAUGGGGUACAGUAGCUAGAGACAUAUAGCGUUUGGACCCUUCGGAUAUUUAACAUUUCAGGUUUUUGUGAAGUUUAAAUCAUAUUACAGACGUGACAAAGUCAGAAGUUAGCAUGGGUAAGAAGAAAGCAGGCGGAGGAUGCGGACUGGGCCGAGCUCUGAUAAAGGAGAGACUGCAGACAGGCCGAGGAAACAAGAGGGGCGACACCUGGCUCCACACCAGUGAGCUGAAUGAUGGCUAUGACUGGGGACGACUGAACCUGCAGUCGGUGACAGAACAAAGUUCCAUGGAUGACUUUCUGGCCACUGCUGAAUUAGCAGGAACAGAGUUUGUUGCAGAGAAACUCAACAUAAAGUUUGUUCCAGCGGAAGCAAGAGCAGGUUUAUUAACAGCUGAGGAGAAAACCAGGCUGAAGAAGCUGCAUGAAGACAACAAACACUUCCUCAGGAUUCCUCGUCGCCCUCACUGGGAUGAAAGCACCAGUCCAGAUGCGCUUCAACAAGCAGAGAAAGACAGCUUCUUGGAGUGGAGACGAGAGCUUGCACAGCUGGAAGAGGAACAGAAGUUAAUUCUCACCCCAUUUGAGAGGAACCUGGAGUUCUGGAGACAACUGUGGAGAGUGAUCGAGAGGAGUGACGUCGUCGUUCAGAUUGUUGAUGCCAGAAAUCCUUUGCUGUUCAGAUGUCUUGACCUGGAGGCGUAUGUAAAGGAAGUGUCAGAGCAUAAGGUGAACAUGCUGCUGGUGAACAAGGCCGACCUGCUGACCAGGGAGCAAAGGCGAGACUGGGCCAGACACUUUCAGAAAGAGGGGCUGAGGGCAGUUUUCUGGUCGGCCCUGGCUGAGAGCGACAGACUGGAUGCAGAGGAAAAGGGCAUGGAAGUGGACGAUCCAGAGUGUGAAGAGAGUGACCCAGAAGAGGAAGGACAGCCAGACAAUGAAGACUUGGCCCAAAAAGGUGCAGCUAGAGAGGAAGACAUGAAGGUAGCAGAAGAAGAGGAGGUAGAUGAAGAGGGAGAAGAGAGUGCUACAGAGGAAGAGCAACGGGAAACAGUGUCUGUAGAUGAGGAGGACUGGUUCACCUGCUCAGAGGAUGAACAGGAGGAAGGGGCUGCUGUUUCAUCCAGUCAAUCCUCCUUUCACAACUCCAGCCGUCUGCUGCAUAAAGAUGAGCUGCUGGACAUGUUUAUGGCUGUUCACAGUGGGCCCAGGUGUAAGGACGGACAACUGACAGUGGGACUGGUUGGAUAUCCUAAUGUGGGAAAGAGUUCCACCAUCAACACUAUUUUCAGGAACAAGAAGGUGUCUGUUUCAGCCACUCCUGGACACACUAAGCACUUUCAGACUCUGUAUGUGGAGCCAGGCCUGUGCCUCUGUGACUGCCCCGGUCUGGUGAUGCCCUCCUUUGUUUCCACCAAAGCUGAGAUGAUCUGCUCCGGGAUCCUGCCCAUUGAUCAGAUGAGAGAUCACGUACCUGCAGUCUCCCACGUAUGUCAGUUGAUCCCUCGGCAAGUGUUAGAGGGCACCUACGGCAUCAACAUCAUCCGACCACGAGAGGAUGAAGACCCCGACAGGCCCCCCACCUAUGAAGAGCUGCUGAUGGCUUAUGGAUACAUGAGAGGCUUUAUGACGUCGCACGGCCAGCCCGAUCAGUCCAGAUCAGCCCGGUACAUCCUGAAGGAUUAUGUCAGUGGAAAGCUACUGUACUGCCACCCUCCUCCACAUAUUAACGCUGAAGACUUCCAGCCACAGCACAACAAGUUCCUGAAUAGAGACACGGACUGCUGCGACCUCUCCGCUACAACAAACAAACAGAAAAUCAAGAGAAUUGAAAAUGUGGUCGACAAGAACUUCUUCCAUCAGGAGAAUGUGCGGGCGCUCUCCAAGGGGGUUCAGUCCGUCAUGGGCUACAAGCCAGGCAGCGGACCUGUCGGCCCAGGGAAAGCUGGAUCAGAGGCGGUGGUGGGAAAACCCUGGAAAAAACACGGCAACAAGAACAAGAAGGAGAAAGUGCGCCGUCUUAACAAGCAUCUGGACGCCUGAUGAUGAUCUGAAAUCAAAGAACUUUUAAUCACGUCAUUUCAGCAGGAAUGGAAAAACCCUGAACUACAGCUCACACGUGAUUCCAAAGGAAUUAAUGCUGAGCAGUGUUUGUAGGUAGAUGUAGGCCCCUUAAUCCUGUGAAUAUGGAAAGGUCACGCUGUCUCAAUAUGAAUAUAUGAGGUGCAUGAUCUGUCAUGUGCCGCUCUGGAUAGAGUAUCAUAUUGGUGCAAUGCAUUCCAUCAACUGGAUCACUAGUUGUACACCAGAUCUCAACACGGUGUUUGGAAAAGGACUCAACAUCCAAAGGGUGUGGAUUUUCUUAGACAUUGAACAGUACAAUUUGUAUUUUGAAGAUGUUUUAAAAGACACAUCACAUAGUCUACAUUAACCAGAUAAAUACUAUAUGUUUGAUACUGCUUUAUCCAAAUUUAUAUACAAAUCUCUUUUUUUGCCAAUUAAAUCACAUAUUUAAAGAAUUAGCAAUUAAAAUAAUUGACUUCAGAUUUCCUUUUGAGUUAAAAAAUGAACAAAGAUUUUAACAACACUUGUUUUUGCUCCUGCUUUUCACAGGUUUAAGUUAAAGAUCUCAGACUUGAUGCACUCAAUAGAUAUAUUUCUCCUAAUUUUUGGUCGUAAAUGUGAUAAAAUCGACCUUGACUCGCGUCAGUGACGCCGCCGGUGUGUUUUGGCCUCCAGUGAGCACCCACCUGACAGGUGUGGCAUAACAAGAUGAUGACUAAACGGCAUCAUUACAACACAGGUGUGUCUUGGGAUGGUCAUGAUUAAAUGAUCACUUUGACUGCACAACACAAUGCCACAGAUGUUUCAAGCUUUGAGGGGGCACAAACUGUCUGCUGGAGGUUCGUCAUCCUCAGCAGGGUCUUGACCUGACAGCAGUUUGAGUGACUUGAGUAAGCAACUGCUCUCUGUCACUGGCCUCCGACACUUUGGAUUUUAUUGAUGGCAGUUUGAAUGCACAAAAAUACUGUCUUGAGAUUCUGAGACCCUUUGUCAUGCCAUUCAUUGCCACCAUGACCUCAUGUUGCAGCAUGAUAACGCACGGCCCUAUGUUGUCAGGAUCUGUGCACAAUUCCAGGAGGCUGAAAUAAUCCCCUUAUUGCAUUGCCUGUGUCCUCACCAGACAUGUCAUGCACUAAGCAUGUUUGGGUUGCUCUGGAUCGGCGUAUACAACAGUGUGUUCUGAUUCCUGCCAAUAUCCAGAAACUAAACAUUGCCAUUGAAGAGGAGUGAGCCAACUCUCCAAAGGCCACAUUCAACAGUCUGAUCAACUCUAUGUGAAGUUGAUGUGUCACACUGCAUGAGGCAAACGGUGGUCACACCAGAUACUGACUGAUUUUUGGGGGUAUGUGUGCCCCAAAAAAUGCUUUUCUGUAGCUCUAGUCAUGUGAAACCCAAAUAAAGGCCUUUUUUUCAAGACAAACUGCAUAUUUCAGAGUGGCUUUUUACUGUGACCAUCCCAAGGUUAGGAUGCUGUUUAAUCAACAUUUUGAUUUGCUACACCUGUCAGGUGGAUGGAUUACAAGGAGAGGUGCUCAUUCACAGGGAUUUUAAUCAACCAAAAUUUGAGAGAAAUAUAUCUGUUAGGUGCACUCAAAAAAACAAGGGUCUUAGAUUUUUAACUUAACCUGUCAAAAAUGGGAGCAAAAAAGUGGAACCUUUAAAUUUUUGUUCAGUGUAUUUAAAAAAUUAUUAAUCUAAGUGGGUAUAUGCAUUCAUGUAGGGGUACAACUCUUCUCAUUAGAAUUUAGAAUACCUCGACUUCAGAUGCCCUUAAGUUUAAAACCAAACCAAACAUAACUUUACAAUAGUUGAGAUAAAAAUGUUGGCUGCCAAAUUUACCAGUAAGACUUUUAUUUUGAAAUUUACAAACCAUAAUCCCAUAUAUUUUGAGUCUUCCUUGAUAAUACUUUUACCACAAGAUGUACAAAUAAAGAUUUUGCGAAGAGGAAACAUUUACUUAAA
Molecule: messenger RNA, 4068 nt
Organism: Epinephelus lanceolatus (giant grouper)
Lineage: Eukaryota; Metazoa; Chordata; Actinopteri; Perciformes; Serranidae
Source: RefSeq, a predicted model, not a curated record